Trifolium pratense (red clover) is the source of this 2132-nucleotide messenger RNA. Its product is annotated as ABC transporter G family member 15-like. Gene Ontology annotation, cellular component: membrane. Lineage: Eukaryota; Viridiplantae; Streptophyta; Magnoliopsida; Fabales; Fabaceae. Bases 71 to 2014 code for a protein of 647 amino acids. Gene Ontology annotation, molecular function: ATP hydrolysis activity; ATP binding; ABC-type transporter activity. The record is from RefSeq and is a predicted model, not a curated record. The transcript has 9 exons.
GACCACUAAUGAAGUAAUAGAAAGAAGAAAGAAGCAACAAUAAUUUUAGUACAAAAAAUUAUUCAAGGUGAUGGUGAUGAUAUGGGAAGAUCUAACAGUAACAAUUGGUGCAGACAACAAGAAGUUGCUUGAUGCUGUCACUGGUUUUGCUCAACCUGGUAGGAUCAUGGCUGUUAUGGGUCCUUCUGGUUGUGGCAAAACUACCCUACUCACCUCAUUGGCUGGAACACAUGCUGCAAAUGUUGCAGUGACCGGCAACAUUCAAAUCAAUGGGAAAAAGAGAAAUUUGUACUCCAAAGAAGUGUCUUAUGUGGGUCAAGAGGAACUUUUCUUAGGAACUUUGACUGUAAAAGAAACCCUCACAUAUUCUGCAAACAUGAGGCUACCUUCUAAAAUGACAAAACAAGAGAUAGACAAAGUUGUGGAAGACACAAUAAUUGAAAUGGGACUUGAAGAUUGUGCUAAUACUAAAAUUGGUAAUUGGCAUCUAAGAGGUAUUAGUAAUGGUGAAAAGAAAAGACUUAGCAUUGGUCUUGAGAUUUUGACACAACCCUUUGUGUUACUUCUUGAUGAACCAACUAGUGGACUUGAUAGUGCCUCAGCAUUCUAUGUCAUUCAAGCUCUAAGUAACAUUGCUUUUAAAGGAAAGAUUGUUAUUUGUUCAAUUCAUCAGCCUGGGAGUGAAACCUUUAAUAUUUUUGAUGAUUUACUUUUGCUCUCAAAUGGUGAAACUGUUUAUUUUGGAGAAGCUAAGAUGGCUCUAAAGUUUUUUGCUGAUGCAGGUUUUCCAUGUCCUACCAAAAGAAAUCCUUCAGAUCAUUUUAUUAUGAGCAUUAAUUUGGAUUUUGACUUGAUUAAUGAAGCUCUUGCAAGAUGCCAUCCUACGUCAUCCAAUUCUACGACGGGAAUGAGAACGACAGACAUUAGAAAGGAACUCAUAAAGAAUUACAACAUUUCAGAGCUAUUUAUCAAUACAAGACUAAAAGUUCAACAACUAAAAAACAAUGUGAUGGAAGGGGAAGCAACUAAUUCCAAUAUUGUAAGAAGCUGGUGGAGGCAACUUAGCACAUUGACCAAAAGAUCUUUCCUUAACAUGAACAGAGACUUGGGUUACUAUUGGCUAAGGAUAAUAUUCUACAUACUUACAGGAAUUACUAUUGGCACCCUCUUUUUUCACAUUGGCACAGGCAACAACUCAAUUUUGGCUAGAGGAAAGUGUGUAUCAUUCAUUUAUGGUUUCAUGAUAUGUUUGUCAUGUGGAGGAUUGCCAUUAUAUGUAUUUUAUGGUGAAAGAUCCAAAGGACAUUGUGGAGAGGCUGCAUUUGUGAUAUCAAACAUUAUAUCAUCAUUCCCUUUCCUCCUUCUAAUAUCACUAUCCUCUGGAAUAAUAAUUUACUUCAUGGUGCAAUUUCAUCCUGGUUUUAUAAAUUGUACAUUUUUUUGUAUCAACUUAUUCUGUUGUCUAUCGGUUGUUGAGAGCUGCAUCAUGGUUGUGGCCGCAAUUGUCCCGAAUGUCAUGAUGGGUAUAGGAACAGGGACCGGUUUUAUAGUUUUUAUGAUGAUGCCCUCCCAAAUAUUCAGACCACUAAAUGACCUUCCUAAGUUUUUUUGGCGCUAUCCAAUGUCCUAUCUCAGUUUUGCUGCUUGGGCAGUGCAGGGACAAUACAAGAAUGACAUGUUGGGGGUUGAGUUUGAUCCUCUACUACCUGGGGACCCAAAAGUUACUGGAGAACAAGUACUACCAAUAUUAUUUGGUGUUCCACUAAAUCAUGGAAAAUGGUUGGACCUAACAAUUUUGGUUAUCUUACUAUUUCUCCAUAGAUUGCUUCUUUUCUUGGUGCUUCGAUAUAACAAAAGAGGAAUAUCACAUUUCCUAUGGUUUUAUGCUAAGAAAAAUCUACAAUUUGCAAAACAGCAUUUAACGAAGAACAAGCCAUCAAUGUCUUCUAAGAAACAAGAACUGCCACGUCCAUUAUCUUCUCUAGAGAAUGCUAUGUCUCCACCACAAUAUUAACACCAAUGGCUGAUCUUGUGUUAUUUUAUUGGGAGUGUGAAAAAUUUAUGUUAUAUAUGAAAAGAAAUUAUAUUAGUAUAAUAUAAUUCAUUAGUUGGUAAUGUGUGUAUGUAUAAAA